Chelonus insularis is the source of this 765-nucleotide messenger RNA. RefSeq lists its product as uncharacterized. The transcript has 3 exons. Lineage: Eukaryota; Metazoa; Arthropoda; Insecta; Hymenoptera; Braconidae. The record is from RefSeq and is a predicted model, not a curated record. The coding region runs from base 66 to 659 and encodes 197 amino acids.
GCAAUUUUAUUUCAGUGUAAUUCAUUUUUCUUUCUCCAUUAACUUAGAUUGCAUUCUAAAAAAUAAUGAUGAAAUAUCCAAGUUUAUUUUUUAUAAUAAACGUAUUUGUAAUUUCUGUAAUAUUUUCAACGGUUGAUAGUUCAAGCGAUCCUGAUGUAAGAAACGUUUAUUCUACAGCUAAAAUAACUAUUAAAGAUAUAAAAAAACCACCUGAAGAGUCAGAUUCUGCACUAUCUGCAGAUAUAGAAUUCACUGACGAUGAUGGAAAUAAUAUCAUUGAAGCUGAAGAUGGUAGUUCAAUAUCAUUCAAUAUUAAAGUGAAUUCCGAUCAAUUUUAUAAAAACGGUAGAGUAAAACAGUGUAUAAUGAUCGAAAAAGAUAAUAAAAUGAACACGAAAGAACUAUGUAAUGAAUGUUCAAAAGAUGAGAGUAUCGGCGACUUUGAGUGGAAACAAGAAAUUAAAACAUUUCAGACAAACUUACAAGUCAUGAAACUUCCUGACUCUAAAUCAAAUGAAUAUAUAAUUGAAUGUUCUGCCAUAGUUUGUAAAGAUCUCUGUCCUGAGCGUUCAUGUCCCAGCACUGACAAAAGACGAAAACGCAGAGGAAUUUUCAAAAAACCCCUUGCUUUGUAUUUUAGAGCUCGAAAAGCUGGUUAAAAAUUUAUGUUUUCAUGAUACUAAUUAUUUUUUAAUGUUAUUACACAUUUGCCUUUUACAUUAUAAGUUUUUAAAAAUAUUUUCAAUUAAUCGUUACAAAUACAAU